AAAACUACACCUGAACAGAAAAGCUGUGCGCUUGGCGGAGUGAAAGAAUUAAACGUUGAGACUCAGAACAAUCUCCAAUUUCUGAAUUACCCAUCAGCGAUUCCCAACCCAACUGGAAGAUCCUCUUUGUUUCUCAUCUCUGAAACUUUCCCAAGCUUUCUCAAUCUAAAAAUCCUCUCUUUCUCUCUCUAGAUAUGGAGAAAGAAAAGAAAUCAUCAACUGAUCAAGGAAAUACUGAUCAAAACGAAGAGACUGAAGCUCUGGAGCUUCUUCUUUUUCAAGUCUCUGAAUGUUACGUUUAUUUGAUACCUCCAAGAAAAAGUGUGGCUUCCUACAGGGCUGAUGAGUGGAAUGUCAAUAAAUGGGCUUGGGCAGGGGCCUUGAAAGUUGUUAGCAAGGGGGAAGAGUGCAUCAUUAGACUUGAAGAUAAGUCCACAGGUGAAUUAUAUGCUCGAGCUUUUCUGAGAGAGGGAGAGCCACAUCCUGUUGAACCUGUAAUUGACAGCAGCAGGCUGUCUGAAAGAAAGAACUUUCUUCUGCAGAUAUUUUGUUCUUCGCGUAGAAGAAAAUAUAGGUUUGUCUCCCGUCAACUUCUUAACUGAGUUUGGUAUCAAUUCUAAUUUCAUUGAAUAAGAAUGAUAAUGCAGCGUAUAUAUAAUAGAAAUUUGAACAAAAUGGCAUUAUAAUUUUAAGUCGAUGCUUUUUUGUUUCUUCUUUAACAAGUAGGAAUAUAAGAUUCAUGGUUGUGGAAUUGAAAUCUUAAGAAGUAAUUUAAUUAUACAUCAAUAGUGUAAAUCAUGACAGACUUUUAUAUAUUAGAUCACUUAAUUCUAGGUAUGAAACAGGAAUAGAAUAGGUUGAACCAAAUGCAAAGUUAAUAUUUUUCCCACCACCCAGGAAGUUGGUAGCGGGAAGACUGAACCGAAAGAAACAAAGGAAAAUAUAUUUGAGUGCUGUCCUUUAGUUGAAUUCUCAAUUUCUAUUUGCCAAUUCACUUGCAGAGGUAGGAAUAACCGAGAAAAGCUGCUAGUCAUGUUUCCAUUUGUAUUUCAUGGUUGCAUAUCAAGUUAGCUACUGUCUCCCCUUUCCUCCUCUCUUUUCUUUUUGUUUUUUUCGGCUAACCCUUGGGACUAAGUUUGGAUGAAUGGUAAGCAAAGACGAAGGAGCAAAGUCUUUAAGCAAAGUGACUCUUUUAUGAGUGAAGAGUAGGUAUACUUGGUACCAGGCUUGUUGUGCCCGUAUCUCAACCAAUUUUCUUUUUUUUCGGUCACUAUUUGACAUGAAUUCUAAACAUUCUUUCGAGUUUCUUUUCUAUGAAGAACUGGACACUAUGAAUUGUUAUUGUUCCAACGAGCUUGGGUGCGGUGCCUAUAUGCAAUUAUGCAUAAUGAAGAAUUACAUUGUUAAAUUUGCUACUAGUCCUGUACCAUGAGCCUUAUCUCAAACCUUACUUCCUCCGUUUACUGAGGUUCUAGUUUUGGGUUCAAUACCCACUUCCAAGAAUGGCUUUUAAACAUUGUUAUUUUUCACAGUUCCUUCUCUCUCUGAACUUGCCAUAACCCAGCUCAAGUCCGAUAAACCGUAUACUAUAGACCAAAAUGGUGGCAAAGAAACACCAAAGGAGAAAAUGAUACAAGUUUCAGCACGUGACAGCCAUUCACAAGGAUUUUUUCUCUCCUAAUCAACUUUUCCAGUGUUGGAAUACAUUCCCGUGUAGCUUCCCAAGUAAAGAACGCCACCUAGGAGUUGCCUUCACCCAAUGUCAAAAUUUUAGCACAUUUCCAUCCAAUAGUUUCAUUCAGGCCAUUCAAGCACUAGAGCUCUCUUUUCCCCAUUAGUUGAAACCGAGAGUUAAUUAUAGUUUGAGAUUAAGUUCAUAUCCUCCACAACUGGAUUGGAAAAAAGAAACCAGGAUUUUAUACUUGUGAGGAAAUCCCUGGCCUAGAGGCAAACCCCUAUUGAACUUUAAUUUGAUCUAAAUGGAAUUCCCUUGUACUUAAUGUAGGUACUUGACACAAGUUUAAGAGGAAACCCAAAUCAGCUCUUAGGCAUGGCAACAUGGACACUUUCAUACAUUUGCAUGACUUUCCCUGUUGCCAAUGCAAUGGCCCCACAUGAUCCUCUACAACUGGAUUGGAAAAAAACAAAAAACCUAGGAUUUGGAACUAGUGAGGAAAUCUUGGCCUAGAGACAAACUCCUAUUGAACUUUAAUUUAAUCAAAA
Carica papaya (papaya) is the source of this 2223-nucleotide messenger RNA. The record is from RefSeq and is a predicted model, not a curated record. NCBI's taxonomy places the organism in Eukaryota, Viridiplantae, Streptophyta, Magnoliopsida, Brassicales, Caricaceae.